AUUACGUAAUCACAACAACAUACAGGAGAGUGUUGAGAGUCACGUACCGAGAUAUGAUCUCUGUACGUAAUGUUCUUUUCUGUGUUUGUAUCACUCCUCUGGCCCUCUGGGCUAUUUCAUUUAUUUGAAAUAUAUCAAUAUCGUGAAUAGAGCGCGUGUGGAUAUUUAGUUUGCUAGUUGAAUUAGCCGUUUAGUUUAGACUGGUCAGUCUUUAAGCUGUGCUGUGUUUUUGACGAUGCCUCAAGAGCCUCAGGAAGGGCAGCAGCCCUUGCCGUUGGUCCGAUCGCUGAUUAGCCGACUGCCGGCAUACGUGGUGUUUUGUAACCGCAGUCCGCGCGUCGUGAAGCCGAUGUGGAUCAACUUUCGCGGAGAGCCGCAGCCGUACGUGGACAUUCAGCCUUACACAGGACGGAAAAUGACAACAUAUGUAGGUCACCCAUGGAUGUUUCGGGAUGCAGAGACCGACGAUCCAAUGUUGGUGAAUAAUAAAGAGAUGUAUUUGCCGGCAACCCUUGAAAAUGGUCAAGUCGCAGUCGCCAACAUCACCUUGCCUGUGCUGACCUUGCGAGAGCGCUGUCUGCAAGUUGUGCGGCGGUUGGUGCGCGCAGAAGAUAUCUGUCGACUGGAGAUAGGUCGAUGCCUACAAGAAGACCUUGCUCAGAGACCCAGCAUUCACGCUGAUCUACGGCGGAUUAGUCAGCGAGUAGAACAGAAAUUAUUGGAGAACAGAGAAGAGCAAAACAGAUGAAAGUCUGAACCUUAAUUAUGUUUGUUCAGCAUACCCAUGUACCAGCACCAAAUGAAACUGACAAUGGUGACAUUGUAAAAUGUUGAUAAACCUGAAACCAGGAGGCACAUUUUCUUAAGCAAAUUGAUGUUUUCUGCUUUAAACAUUAAGAAUACACAAAAUGCUGAGAGCAA
This is a messenger RNA of Misgurnus anguillicaudatus (oriental weatherfish), 921 nucleotides long. It is a transcript of the gene vhl, whose product is annotated as von Hippel-Lindau tumor suppressor. NCBI's taxonomy places the organism in Eukaryota, Metazoa, Chordata, Actinopteri, Cypriniformes, Cobitidae. The record is from RefSeq and is a predicted model, not a curated record.